CACUGAAUUUCGAUCUGUUUUGAAACGGAUGCUGGCAUGUGUCCGAUUUAUUUCCUGCGAUCCUUGACGUCAGGAUAACGGUCAGGACGAGAACUUGAAAGCUUUCGAGAGCUUUCGUCGCGAGUCGACAAUUUCCGCUUAACCUGCAAUGACGAAAACUCAACUGCCCAUAAUAUUAACAAUCGUCUCGUCCUUCGAACGGCUAAUUUUGUUUCCUAAACAUGUUGUGAUCCCAUCGAAUUAGUUGCUUCUUAUUUGUAAAGAUGGUUGUGACACACUUAAACCGCGACUAGUCAAAAUCUUUUCGAAACGAUAACUGAGGUUUAUUUAAAAUAAUCGUUAAUAGUUGAGAUAGAUCGCUGGGUAGUGUGAAGUAGUUAGUGCAAAAAGCUUAGAAACGGAGCUUUCAAACGAGCAAUAUCAAUUUUUAGAUUAUCGAUUUAUCUUCCGUAACGUAAAUUAUAGUGUGAUAAAUAUCUUUCAUAGAUAGUUCUGGGCUCAUUUCCCGUUGUCUUAACUUAAAACACGUUUUGGCGUAAAUGCGAAUGCAUGUUCGAUCGAGGUAGCUAGAGGUUAGUUAUUAUUUUUAUCAGAGUGAUGUUGUGCCAAGUGGCAAUUUCUUAGCUGUUUAUGCUAGUUAUUUAUUCAUUCAGUAACGAAAUUGUCUUUUUAGAGUAAGAAAAACAAUUUUCUAAGUGCUUGCCUUAAGGUGGAAACCUUGUAGUGCCUAUUAUUUGUUAACAAUUUAUACAAAAUUAACGAAGACAUGACGCAUAAAUAAUAUACGAGUGAUAAACCUACAAUAAUAAACUGUAGUGCAAUUUCUUUUUACGAAAAUGUCUCAAUUGGCUUUAUGUAAUUAUACGAACAACAAUAAUAAUGACAACACUAGUGAGGAUUCUAGUCAACCACCAACCAUAUAUAGGUGUAGGGCACCAAUAGCAAGUUUAGACUGUAUGGAAGAAUUUAGCGCUGGAAGCGCACUCAGUGCACUCACCGAUCGCUCAGGUGACGGCGGAAUCACAAAAGAGCAACUUUUACUGAGCGGUUUGACUCAGUCAGCACCAAAUGCAGCUUUACAGCUUGCCAAACAAACGUCAACGGCCCCCGGCCUGAGAUACCGCAAUCUGGGAAAAAGCGGCUUAAGAGUGUCCAACAUUGGACUAGGCACUUGGCCCACAUUCGGACCAAAUGUCACCGAAGAGCAAGCCGAACAGAUCAUCGUCCUAGCUGUGGAAAGCGGAAUCAACGUGUUCGACCUCUCGGAAGCCCACUCAGGAACUAGAGCCGAGGUGGAACUGGGCAGGAUUCUGGCACGGCGCGGGUGGAAGCGGACGUGUUACAUUGUAACCACGAAAAUAUACUGGAGCACCAGGUCGGAAGAACGAGGUUUAUCCCGGAAACAUAUAAUCGAAAGUGUGAAAGCUAGUCUUGUCCGUUUGCAACUUUCUUAUAUUGAUGUUGUUAUCGUCCACAAGGCGGAUCCCAUGUGUCCAAUGGAAGAAGUAGUAAGAGCGAUGCACUAUGUCAUUUCACAAGGUUGGGUCAUGUACUGGGGCACAGCCAGGUGGUCCCCCGUUGAGGUCAUGGAAGCUUACACCAACUGUCGGCAGUUUAACUGCGUCACCCCCAUUGUGGAGCAAGCCGAGUACCACAUGUUCUGUCGGGAAAAAACCGAACUCUACAUGCCGGAGUUGUACAACAAGAUUGGAGUUGGUUUGAUGGCUUGGUCGCCCAUUUCCAUGGGCUUGACGCAGGGCAAAGAGGACGCCAGUGUGCAGCUGUUCUCCCGGGCGAGUUUCCGGAACAAGUACAGUUCGUUUUCCUGGACCGAGGACGAAACGACUGCCAAUAAAGACGGCUACAACUGGAUGAAGGAACGCAUCCAGCCUGAGGAAACCCGCCGCCAGUCCGAACGAAUCCGCGAGCUGAACACAGUGGCAGAAAAACUAGGCUGUACCUUAUCCCAACUAGCAAUAGCGUGGUGUCUGAAGAACGAAUCGGUGCAAUGUCUUCUACUUGGAGCCAGCACGGUCGUGCAACUCUACGACAGUAUACAGUCUCUUCAAUUGGUCCCUAAACUGAACACCACCAUGAUAGCAGAAAUAGAGCGAAUCCUAGAAAAUAAACCGUCUAGACCUCCCAUGGUGUCCACUCUGGCGCUUAGAUGACAAUCAAUGUGCCCCCCUGGCUCUAUCGGUCAGGGAGGCACAAGCAACACCGACAGUCCGAAGGAGGAUGACCUGAGCAACGCAGAUACUGAGACGAAAGACAGUCAGAAACUACCAUUUUGCGAGAUUCAGUGACAAAAAGUUACCGAGUUUGUAAAAACUCGUAAAAUUAAAACGCCCGAAGAGAAGCCGUUCAAGGAGAAGGUCAGAUGGAGCUACAGUCCCGACGAAGGGCCCAAGUGCACCACUGAGACUUUUUCCACGAAGAAAAAAGACAAAAAGACAGCCAGUCCCGUGCAAGUAUGAAAUAAACAGAAACAUGUUGGUGAAAUUCUUAUCUGAAGUUUGUGAUUUUUGAGAGUCCAUUUGUUUGUAGUUUUAAUAAUGGACAUUACGCUACCAUAUUUAUUGGAACUAAUCGGCUUGCGAUUUUUAUACGACUUUUUGAAACGAGCGCUUCACUCGGUCACACUUUGGUUGGAAGGCAGUUGUCUGAUUUGCUGUUUUAACAACUUCUAUUAUUGUAAUUAACUUCUUGUGCCUUUUCUACGAUUUUGUGCACACUCAACCACACUGCAUGUUCUCAUCCCUGAUAAUAUCGAUCUGUUAGGCAAACCUGGAGCUGCUCGUUUCAUGCAUAUGUGCAUAAGUAACUUAAAAUUGAGUUUAUUUCUACACAAUAGUACAACAAAGAGCGUAAGAAUGCUGGCAAGGCACAUUGUUUUGAGCUGAUUCUUGAUAGUAAUAAUGGAAUGUUUUAACGUGGUGAUAACACUGAGAUAACUACUUUUUAUAUCUUUCUACGAAACAGGCUUCACUGCUGGUCUUAAGAAUUAGUUAAAGCGACAGAAAUUGUUUUAGUUUACACCGAAUAAUUAUGUGUGCAUGCACUUUUUUCAUCAUACUUAUGUUUUAACUAGAAACAAAUCUUUGAUUAGGUAUUACUGUGCCUUUCAGAGCGCAUGUCACUUACUUUUUUUUUCAGUCUUAAACUAAAAACAGAAUUAUUUUGAAUUUGCAAACAACACUUACAUAAGUAUUACAAGUAACAAUAAAACGUGGAAGAAAACUAUUCUAUUUUAGAAAUACUUCUUUCUUUUGUACAUUGUGUAUAAUAAUCAUGUUAUAGACUAGGAUAAGAAAAAUUAAUCAAUACUGGAGUGACUGCUGAGUCGUAUUUUAACUUGAAAAUACUUUUUUGUUGAAACAAAGUUCAUUCGUUUCGAAUAACUCUGCAAGUAUAACCAAUUAAGAGUAAGUAGAUUACUUUAAAAGACAGUGAAUGGGUGAAGUAGUGGCUUUCGGAUUACAAAAUUGAACCAGUUGAAGUCUUCCAUCAGUCAUUGAACUUGGUUUCACUGCCGCUUCCAUUUUGUUUCUUUUGGCGCAGCUUUUGGUUGAAAAAAUUUAGAGAUAAUAUACAUAUCGAGGACAAAGCGUCCACUUUUGCUUCGUUUAUUUCCCGAUCCCAUGGAGCAACGAAGUGAAGCGGUAUUUGAUCAGUUUGUUCAGACAUUUUCGUUCAAAAUUGUGUAUUGAAACGAUUUUAAUGCACAAAAUACGUCUAUUCUACACCUUAGCAAUAUUUCUCCAAAAGCAAUGUAUCGACGUGGAUAUGAUGUAAAGUAGUCAUUUCGGCAUGAUCGGCUAUAGAGAGCUAUAAACACAUUCUGACACAUAGACACAAGCUUUACAUUGCAUUUAAUGGAAACUGUUUUCUUAUUAUGGACAUAGACAUCUUGCGGUCACGUAAUAAAUGCUCACGAAUCUGUUACUGUUUGUCUAUUUAUAAUGUUUAUUUUUAGAGACUAAACUCUAUUGUUGAAUUUAUACUAUAGAUUUAAUCAGUAGGAAUAAAUUUUAUCGAUACUAACUCGCUACGAGUAUUUAUAAACAAAUACGAGACAAUUAGGUUUGUGAUUUCUACUGUUUUAUAGUAUUUCGGAUUGUUUAACCAUGGGAUUUUCAAAAAUCCCACUGCUGGGUAUUACAAACGCUUGGAUUUAUUUUUGUAGUAGUCCGCGAUUUUUGAAAGUCCCAUUCUUGUGAUAAAACGUAAAUUUGCUCUGGUAACAUGAGUAGUUACCAGAAUGAGUUUAACUAAGGGCAUGUAAUAAGGCCUAAUUGUUGUGUAAAUAAAUCUAGGCUAAUUAGGCAUUUCCAUCACACGUCACAUUUUUUAACACAAAUUAAUAACAGAACAAGUAUUCCUGUGAGAGCUAAGAGUGAAUCGCUGUGGCGCUUGGAAAUGUCUGAUACCGGCUCAAAUAACUACGUUUUUCAAUUUACUUCGAGAUACUAAACUCGUUCGUCUGUGCAACUAUAAGCUUGUUUUUUCUUAAAAAAUAUUAUUACUUAAGUAAA
Tribolium castaneum (red flour beetle) is the source of this 4535-nucleotide messenger RNA. It is a transcript of the gene Hk, whose product is annotated as Hyperkinetic. The record is from RefSeq and is a predicted model, not a curated record. Gene Ontology annotation, cellular component: voltage-gated potassium channel complex; cytoplasm. Gene Ontology annotation, biological process: potassium ion transport; regulation of potassium ion transmembrane transport. NCBI's taxonomy places the organism in Eukaryota, Metazoa, Arthropoda, Insecta, Coleoptera, Tenebrionidae. The transcript has 8 exons. Gene Ontology annotation, molecular function: transmembrane transporter binding; potassium channel regulator activity; voltage-gated potassium channel activity. Bases 837 to 2171 code for a protein of 444 amino acids.